Messenger RNA from Saccharomycodes ludwigii, 3663 nucleotides. RefSeq names its product ribonuclease P (gene RPM2). The coding region runs from base 1 to 3663 and encodes 1220 amino acids. The record is from RefSeq and is a predicted model, not a curated record. The transcript has a single exon. NCBI's taxonomy places the organism in Eukaryota, Fungi, Ascomycota, Saccharomycetes, Saccharomycodales, Saccharomycodaceae.
AUGCAUUUUAGAAAUUUUAAGUUAUAUUCCAAGGGAUAUCAUUCUGCUACCCACAAGCAAGCUACCACUACCUUUUUUGAUAGUACCUAUCAUUAUAUAAAAAAAAAUAGAACUCUACUAAAUUCUGAGGCACACGCACCACCUCUAAUCCAUGGGACUUCUAACUCAACUAAUGCCAAUGUUCUGGCUGCAAAUGUAAAUUAUAAUAACAUUGAACAUAUCCUAGCUACUAAUCAUAAUAAUAACGAAGACGAUAACAAUAAAGUGUCAGAUGAAAAUACUACUGAACAAGGCAAUACUGAAGAAAAUAUUGUAUCAGAAGAAGCUAGUAAAACGCAUGCCACCAAAGAAAAUGAUUUGCCUAGUGAACCCAAAGUCAUUAAUAACGCUAACAGUGCACGAUGCUUUUUUUCUUCUUCAUCUCCCACUCCUGGUGCUACUGAAAUUGCUCCUUUUAAGGUGACUAGAGAAAGGAGAGCUUCUUUUAAUGUUGCAUCAACAUUGCACUCUAAAGAUUUAUAUACAAGUAAUAAGAACCAAAAAUUGAUAUUUCAGGAAAAACUUUCCAAAAAUUACUAUUCAACCGCUGCUACUUUAGAUGCGGCUAUAGAAAAUUUGAAUAAAAAAAUACUAAUUAAGGAACCACAACCCGCUUGGGAAGCUGAUACUGAAGUCACUUUAAAUAAAGCUCAAUUUCUAAAGCAAACGGUCAAGGAAAUAGACGAUUGUUUAAUGAACAAGAAGGAUUACAACAAAAUUUAUUCUCUAUACAAUGCGUUGAAAAGAAAUGAUAUUGUCCCAUCGGUGGAAGUUUAUUCGAAAAUUAUAAAAUCGUUAUGCAUUCGUGAUCUGGAUUCGAAAUCCUUGGAUGAUAAAAUGUUUAACUUGUUAAAUUGUUACCAGGAUAUAAUCAAUAAUAAAAUAAAACCCACUCCGGAUAUCUAUGACCAGGUUAUUAAAACGUUAUUUGAUGGCUCUAUUAUUGCAUUUAAAACAGCAAAUGCCAACGGUACUGAUUUUUUUAAAAUUGCAACCGAAUUAUUUCAAACAGUCCAAGCUCAAAAAUUAAACAAUCCAUCCCAAGAACUCUUGGAGAAUUUCCUAUUGGCUGUUUCUUUAUACCCUGGAUUUGUCUCCAUAGAUUAUAUUUUUAAGCACAUUACCCCUUACAUAACCACUAAGAACUCGGACUUUUACAUACCAUUAUUUCAUUAUGCUAAAUUGUGUAAUGAUUACAAGACUAUAAAAUUACUUUAUGAAGAGUUCAGGUCUAUCUUAUUGUCUUCCUCGGUAGACAAUGAUUUAAGACACAACCAAUACAAGGUAUAUGCCGUUGCUUUGGCUGGUUUGGUAGAGUGUGGCCAAUUAAGAAUAGCUUUGAAACUAUUAGAUGGACUAAUACUUGAAAUUAGACAAGAAAACGGGUCCAGUGAGAAUAUAGAAGUUGUUUUGUCCAAUUUCCUUAUAUCAUUUAGUAAAAUAAAUCCGGAAAAAGCUUACAAUUUAUGGUUUAACUUUAAGAAAUUAUCGUGGAUUCCAGAAUUUUCCUAUGAAUUUUAUUUAUCGAUGUUGGGUAACUGUUUGGGUAACUGGCCUUUGGCUGUUAAAAUUUACGAUUAUCUAUUUUCUAUGGAAAGAUCCUUUAGAAAAGAGGAUGUUUCUAACAAGACUGACUUAUUGGUUUAUCCGUUUGGUGUUGAGUCUAUUUUAAGUUCAUUUAUGGAUUAUUCUUUACAAUUAAAUGACACGCGAAUGGUUUUGAAAUUAUUAGAAGAAUCUAUUAUUAAAUCUUUUAAAUUUGAAAUUGUUUUGUAUCCGCAUAUUUUUGAUUAUUUGAAGAAUAAAUUAGAAAGCCCUGACUCAUAUCUUUUGCGUUUAGUAGAGUCGCACGGCUCUUCAAUGAAUACUGGUUUGGAAAAGUUUGAGUUUUUGAAUAGCUUAGUUGACAAGUAUCAUUCUCAGGUGAUUUUGAAUAAAGUUGGUCAUAUGCCAUUUUUUAUGGGAUAUUGCAAAGAAUUUGAUACAACAUUAAACUAUAAUUAUGCUGGAGUUAUUGCCGUUUUCCAAGCCAUGUGGUGUUCACCUCAAACAGUUGAAACUUAUGUUUACAGUUUGGAAAUACAUGCUUUAAUUGUUUCUGAAUUUAACAACUUGGAUCAUUAUUUCACACAAUGUUCCAAUGAAGUGUUACUAGAUUUUAAGGAAAAGAUUACUGAGAGAUUUAAAAAAUUAAUUAUCAAUUACAAGAGAAUGCAUUUGGACCCAACAAAAUUGUCUGACAAGGUAGUACAACUGAGCACAAGAGUGUUGGACAUUCCAGAAAUUGAUGAAGAAUAUUUUUUGCAUUUAGGUGACUGGGAUAAAUCAUAUCCAAUAAGUUUGGGUGGGAUGAUAAGAACCACUUUCAACACUGGUAUUAAGGAAUUCCAAAGAUUAUCGAAGGAAGGUUACUGUUUUGAUUUUGAUACAUAUAAUGCUUUGAUUACCAAGAAUAUUAUUGAUAGCGAAAUAAUAACCAAGGCUAUCGAGCUAGUGCCUUCUAACGAUGCCCUGAGAGCUAUGUGCAAUACUUUGGUAGUUAAUAGUAGAACAAGUAAGUCUUUAAUGGUGAUUGCGAAUCAUCCCUUAUUUUCACAAAAAAUAUUAGUUUGCUUGAAGGAUUAUCAAUUGCAGAAAAUUGCACAUGCUUUUAAUGAUAACAUCCAUACUUUUAUCAAGUUGAUCGAUUUCCCCGAUCAUUUCAAAAGUAUUACAUUACAGGCUGAAUAUAAAGAGACCGUGAAUUACAUUUAUGAAAUGUUAUUUAAUUUAUGUGAUUACAAGACUAUGCUGAAAUAUAACAAAAUUUUACCAAUUUUGGAUACCGAACUAUUAUUGAAAACAUAUAUUAGGGGCGGGGACUAUGAAAAAUUUAUUUCUGAAUUUAGUAAAUACAAAAAGGCUUUACAAGCUAAUGUAGCUAACGAUAUUUGGGCUGAAUACUUGAUCAAUAAUAAGAAAUUUGAGGAAGCUUUAGAAACCUUGGCUAAAAGUGGCAAAAACAUAACUCCUCAUAAGACCAAUGACUUGAGAUCCUAUAUUUUGUUUAAUUUGAGUCUUGUCAAUGAAGACUUUGAGCAAAUUGAUGUUAUUGAGAAUACUUUACAGUUGGCUAAUGUUUUGUGUUCUAUGGGUAGUUACCAUGAUAUGAUUUUAGUUUACCAAGAAUAUUUUAGCGAUUUACCUAUGCAGCCAUUGGCUUUGAAAAAGGAAAUUUUGGAUCAAAUGUUGAAUAAUUUUGAAAGUUCUUUACAGUUUGACCAAUCUAGUAAAGCUUUGAAAAAUAUUUCUGAUAGAUUGAAAAAUUAUUUUAGGUUUAAAAGAUUUUUAGGUAGUUUUGAGAUGAGUUUUACCGAGUUAUCUAAGAUUUUACAUAUAUGGUCUUUAGUUUCGCCUAAGAACAUACCAUAUCUUUUCAAUAAUGUUGUUGAAAGCAUUUACAUUAAUUCUUUAUCUACGGAAUUGUAUAUUAUGAGCGAUUUUGUUUUCCGUUUCAAACCAGCACAGUUAUCUAAGUUGCUAUCUCAAAUAAGAGACUAUUUUAUCAAAUCUGAUGCUAGUGGUAACAUUACCAAGAUUGACCAGUUUAUGAAAGUUGUUAGUAAACUUUAUGGACGUGCAUGA